CCAGCUUUUAAUUUUGUGUGAGCGUGAUUCGAUCCAGGAUCUCUUGUAGAGCCUCGAGAGAUUCAACAAGUUGAACUAUUUAGCGGGUUCUCGUGCGAGAGCUACUAGAAAUGGAGGCCUCAGCGGAGAUUGUUUUCUUCGACUUGGAAACGACAGUUCCCAGAAGAGCUGGACAACGCUUCUGGGUGUUGGAGUUUGGUGCAAUCAUGGUCUGUCCGCGGAAGCUUGUCGAGCUGGAGAGUUAUAGCACCCUGAUAAGGCCCAAGGACUUGUCCGCGGUUGCGUUGAAGUCGAGUCGAAGCGAUGGGAUAACACGUGGAGCUGUAGAAAAUGCACCUGAGUUUGCGGAAGUUGCUGACAAAAUAUUCAGCAUUUUGAAUUCCAGAGUGUGGGCAGGCCACAAUAUACAAAGAUUUGAUUGUGCUCGGAUUAAAGAGGCCUUUGCUGACAUCGGUAGGCCGGCCCCGGAGCCAGUUGGAAUGAUUGAUUCUUUAGGAGUCUUGACCGAGAAAUUUGGCAGAAGAGCUGGUAACAUGAAGAUGGCUUCACUGGCUUCUUACUUUGGGCUUGGGCAGCAAAAGCACAGGAGCCUUGAUGAUGUUAGGAUGAAUUUGGAGGUCCUGAAGCAUUGCGCAACUGUGCUUUUUCUGGAAUCAAGCCUUCCGAGCAUGUUGAAUCGCAAAUGGAAUAGCUCUCUCACAAUUACAACAAGAAGUAGGAGCAGUGGAAAAUUAUCAUGUAGAGAAGAAACAAGCAGGAAAUCUCCUGCAACUCCAAUUGCAUAUCAAAGAACUGUUCCCUACACAAGGGGAAGCUUGGGGAAGAUGACAGAAAGUGUGAAGAAUCUAUUGUGUAAAUCUCAAGGAAACCGGCCUCUCAACACCUUGCUCAAGCAUUCUCAUUCACUGCUUCGUUGAUGAGAAAUUCAGGAACUAAGUACAAUUUGGUAAAAAAUGAGAAGAGAUGUUCACAAUUUCUGGUUGGAGAGGAAGAAAAUUGAAUCCAUGUUGUUCAAGAGGGCAGGCCAAUUGAUGCAAGAAAAAUUCAAUGGCAAAAGUAAUUUGUCUAUGCCAUAGAAUUU
Molecule: messenger RNA, 1081 nt
Organism: Pistacia vera
Lineage: Eukaryota; Viridiplantae; Streptophyta; Magnoliopsida; Sapindales; Anacardiaceae
Product: protein NEN4-like
Exons: 5
Coding region: 111-917 (268 amino acids)
Molecular function (GO): nucleic acid binding; 3'-5' exonuclease activity
Source: RefSeq, a predicted model, not a curated record